Messenger RNA from Anopheles funestus (African malaria mosquito), 3736 nucleotides. RefSeq names its product Golgi phosphoprotein 3 homolog sauron (gene sau). The transcript is spliced from 4 exons. Gene Ontology annotation, biological process: Golgi to plasma membrane protein transport; retrograde vesicle-mediated transport, Golgi to endoplasmic reticulum; Golgi vesicle budding. The record is from RefSeq and is a predicted model, not a curated record. Lineage: Eukaryota; Metazoa; Arthropoda; Insecta; Diptera; Culicidae. Bases 831 to 1706 code for a protein of 291 amino acids. Gene Ontology annotation, molecular function: phosphatidylinositol-4-phosphate binding. Gene Ontology annotation, cellular component: trans-Golgi network; cytosol; Golgi cisterna.
CGUUCCACGAAUCCGCCAUGUUUUUUCCUAUCUGCUGCUGCAGCAGUCGUCAUCGUUGCCGUGUUUCGUGUUACCAAUAGUGAAUGCAAUAUUAUUUAUUUUCACCUCACAGAGCGGUACGUUAAUGCAUUCCCGUUUGUUCGGUUGGCUAUUUCAAUAUUAAAGUGUAGAUAGACCAACGCUGAUUCUCGGUCUACAGCGAAGGAACCAGAUCUGAUGUGAGAAAGAGCACCACGGGGACUGGAAAGUUGCCAAGGGGCUCCAAACGACGACAACGACGACGACGACGCAAAGUGCGACGUUGAUUGGGCUCCAACACCACCUCCUCCAGCAUUGAAACAAGCUCCCGAAACACGGAUUUGGAAUCAUUUACAUUGCGCUAGGGGGUGAAGAUAUAGGGCACUGUUUCGGGUUCUCACCCAGCUGUAAGCAUAUUCUGUUCUGGGCAUUUAAAGUAUGUACGAUCAGCAACGAAAAACAUUGAUCCAAUAAGUGAAGAAAGUUUAGUGCGUUCGUGCGUGUGUGUGUGUGUAGGAAAAGUGUAUGUGUGCAUAUUUGUUUGUGACCGAGUAACAAUCAUCAGCGUGUGUCCACGGUCAUCGUAUAUGCGGUAGUACAUAGCACACGUACAUUAAAGUGGUACCGGGUGGGUGGGGCAGGAAGGCAGGCAGAUAGGUUGGAAAAAGGGUAGAGAGCAAGGAAAGGCCAACCACCACCACUGUGUCAGGUGUCAGUCGGUAACCCCAGCGGAGGCUGACUACUCUUCACAGAGCAGCAAAACAAUCACAUACCGACGAGGACGGCGGCCUAAAACGGCAACGGGCUAAACGAUGAAUCGAACUGACGGGCUUGUGCGACGUGUAAAAGCACGCGACACCGAAUCAAAUGGAGGAUCAUCUUCAUCCGCGGCGAAUCAUGCCGAUCAGGAAGAUAAUAAAGUAGACAAGGAGGACGAGAUGGAAGACUGCGACUCCAAGGAAACGCGGCUAACAUUGAUGGAGGAGGUGCUGCUGCUUGGGUUAAAAGAUAAGGAGGGCUACACAUCAUUUUGGAACGAUUGCAUAUCGAGCGGAUUGCGUGGCUGCAUUCUGAUCGAAUUGGGGCUCCGUGGACGCAUCGAACUGGAGCGUGCUGGUAUGCGAAGAAAGGGUUUGUGCACGCGGAAAAUUAUCCUCAAAUCCGACACACCAACCGGUGACGUACUGCUCGAUGAGGCCUUGAAACAUAUUAAAGAAACGUACCCACCGGAAACCAUUCAGAGUUGGAUCGAAUAUUUAAGCGGGGAAACAUGGAAUCCGCUUAAGAUACGCUAUCAAUUGAAAAACGUCCGCGAGCGGCUAGCCAAGAAUUUGGUCGAAAAGGGUGUAUUAACGACGGAGAAACAAAAUUUUCUCCUCUUCGAUAUGACGACACAUCCCCUAACUGAUAACGUUAUCAAGUGCCGGUUGGUGAAGAAGAUACAGGAUGCGGUCCUAACAAAGUGGGUCAACGAUCCUCAACGGAUUGGCAAACGAAUGUUGGCACUUAUACUGCUGGCUCACGCCAGUGACGUGCUGGAGAACGCCUUUGCUCCACUCAACGACGACGACUACGAACUGGCGAUGCGACGGGUAAGGGAACUGCUCGAUCUUGACUUCGAGACAGAGUCCUCCAAAUCGAACGCCAACGAAGUGAUUUGGGCCGUCUUUGCGGCCUUUACCAAGUAAGAUAAGCAACCCUUCCUAGUUCUGCCUAGACGCAAUAAUUCGCGCGUACACAUACAUGCCGUUGGGUGGGUGGAAAGAACAGCAAUACCAGACCAUUUCACCACCGUAAUGCAAUGGCAACGAUGGCAAUGUAUGUGCGUUUGGGUAUACAAUAGCCCUCAUUCACUGUAAAACCGAUCUCCGUUCGCUACGAGUGUGGCACACGAUGAGGAGGGUACAUGCAGAAAAAGCAAAUCCUCCUCGGAUAAAAAGAUGCGGCGGGAGUGGACGCUAGGGUGCUCUGGAGAAGGAAGGUGCACCGAUCAGUUUAUGUUUGUUUCCAACGUUUUCCGACGUGUAUGCAGUACAUAAACCCAAACUCCUAGUUGUGGCCAAUAGAUGGGACCACUAGCAAGCAGAACUAACAGCAGGAAACAAAAAUUAACACAACCCUUGCCACGACGACCCGAAUUGCAAGUGCAUGUGAGAAAAAAAUUGAUUUGAUAGAAAUGUGAUUUUUAGUCGUUUUUUCAACGUAAUGGUGCAAUUAAUACGAAAUUUUGUUGCAUCUAUUACUAGCACGAUAGCGAUAAGAUAACAGCAAGGGAGAAAGAGCAUUAUGGAGAAGCUGUGAUCGUUUUCGAAACACACGCUUGUACCACAGGAAGUAAUAUAAAGAAGCGAUAGCAAUUGCCGUGCCGUAACACCUUCCGGUACACGUGGAACGAUCAUAUAAACAAAACAAGCACUUAAAAUCCGUUCAACAUUCAGUGUUCGUAAGAAGAAAAAAACUGCUACAAAUGCAAACUAUUCUAACUAAACAAAACUGAUCAUCAUGUUGGUGCAGUAUUCCCACAUCUCGAGAGAAACUAGCCAAGCCUUGCAUACACACACCGUCACUAAACGGUAGUUCAAUUUCGCAACGAAAGAAGAUGACACAGUUUAAGUAAUACCAGCAAACAUUCGAUAGUCAAGGUAAACGAUAUGUUAUUCUUUUCACGAUAUCAUCUUCCUAACUUUGUUUGGUUUUUUUUUUUUUGAAACUAGUACACUAUUUCAAAACGUUCGUUACUGUUGCUUGAUUAGCUGCGUAAAAGUUUAUUAUUAAGAAGAAAAAAGAAAAACAUUUCAGUUCCGUACUUUCCUAACGUUCCACAAAUUAUUUGCCGAAAGGAAAGCAGCACAUACAUAGAUAUAUAAAUCAGCAAAACCAAGCAACUUGUACUGCGAUUUCAAUGUUCGAUCGUACACGUGAUAAUCGUCCUUUAGUCCAUGGAACAUCCGUUCUGUUCCUUGCGUUUGUAAACUUGAUUUUAUAGACGUAAAACAAACAAAAGAAAAAUAACCGGCAAGAAAAUUAUCAAACAUCCAAGGUAGGGACAUUUUUUAACACUUAUCUAGUUAAACAUUUUCAAAAUACCUAUCUAUAGCAAUAGAAGCAUAGCUAACCGUUGCUGUAGGGCAAAAUGCGAUCGCGUUGAGAAGAGAAAUUGUUAUCACACAACUAAAGUCAAAGAAAAAUACGAUAUUGAUUUUUAACAUCACGUAAAUUCCGGUUCACACAAACCCACACAGCCAGGCAAGCGUGCAUUAUGUGCUUUUUUUGGAAACUGGAUCGAAAACUAGGACCCAAGAGUUGACUAAAUGUAAAGCAGUACGAAACAUUCUUCACUAUCGUGUUUAGAGAUAAAACGAUACUUUUUCUAAUUUUGUUUUUCGUUGUUUUAGUAAAUUUUAUUUAAGUGGUUUUUCUACAAUUAACAUAUGUAGCAAUAGUGUAAGGAAGCUAUUCAUUCGUUUCGGUUAAGGGCUUUCGAAAUUUGAAAUCAAACAAUCUGAAAGUUGCAUAAUCUGAAGUUCGAGGCGCGGCAACACACAAGCCGCGCUGAAAUGGGUCUUUUUCCUUAAAUUACAACGGAUUUAAAUAGACAACUGAAAAACAUGUACAUAGCGAAACAGACGGCGUAGGUCGAACCUAUUGUUAAAGUAAAUAAGUAAAGCAAGAUAUGUAAAGAAAUAAAAGUAUAAAUUGGUUAAAAUCUUUAACAAAA